Molecule: messenger RNA, 2316 nt
Organism: Aspergillus mulundensis
Lineage: Eukaryota; Fungi; Ascomycota; Eurotiomycetes; Eurotiales; Aspergillaceae
Exons: 11
Coding region: 1-2316 (771 amino acids)
Biological process (GO): ubiquitin-dependent endocytosis
Cellular component (GO): cytosol; cytoplasm; plasma membrane
Molecular function (GO): ubiquitin protein ligase binding; protein-macromolecule adaptor activity
Source: RefSeq, a predicted model, not a curated record
AUGCCUACAGAGAAUGGUGAGAUUGCUCACAAACGUCGGCAGGGCGGGCUUGACUCUCGAUAUAUGAUCACACAUCUAAAGCCCAAGGAUUUCAAGGUCUUGUCUUUGACGACUAUUGCUACGCCACAUAGGGGUUCGGCGGUGGCAGAUUAUGUUCUUCAGCAGAUAGGCAAUGACCGCUUGACCCAGCUGUAUUACCUCCUCGAAAAGAUCAGAAUCGAGUCAGGGGCAUUUUCUCAGCUCACACGCGAGUAUAUGGAGAAAACGUUCAACCCCACAACUCCAGAUAUUGACGAUGUUCGGUACUAUUCCUAUGGAGCAGUGAUGGAGCCAAGUUUUUGGUCAAUCUUUCGCUUAUCUCACCGGCUUCUGCAAGAGAUUGAAGGGUACAAUGAUGGACUAGUCAGCGUAGCAAGCAGCAAAUGGGGAGGAGAAGACGGUUACAAGGGGACUCUGAUGGGCGUGAGCCACUUGGACCUCAUCAAUUGGAGUAAUCGACUCAAGUGGCUUGCAGGCGAGAUCACUGGUCAGAAGCCAAACUUCAAUGCUGUUGCUUUUUACCUGGACAUUGCAGGAAAGGUCAUUCUUACUCUUCAGACGGAGGCUUCAAUAGCCGGUAUUCAGGUCAAACUAGAGGCAGAGAGUCGCACGCGCUUAGCUGGGCCUAAAUAUCCACAUAAUGAGCACUCGGAUAAGAAGCGCACGGAGCUUGAAGUCCACAAGCUUCUGUAUAAGGUGACGGACCUCUUCCCGGAUCCAGCGUUAGUCAACACUCAGUCAUCUCCUACCACUGCUUGGACAUUGGCUCCAGGCAGAUAUGAAUAUCCGUUUCAGUUCAAGUUUCCCUUCAACAACGCAUGCAAUCUACACAAUAGCAUGCUUACCAACCUCAAUUUCUCUGGACUCAAGGUUGAGGUAGCCAAGCAGGCCGAGCGCCAUGUGAAACGGACCCUUCCCCCCUCGCUGUCUGGCUUUCCGGGCAUGGCUGAGGUCAAGUACUAUGUGAAAGCCACCGUUGUUCGUCCGCAGUUCUACAAGGAGAACCUAAGAACAAUAACCAACCUCACUUUCCUUCCCAUUGAGCCACCACGGACGGGAAAUCCGAAGGAAGAAGCGUAUGCGAGACGGCAACACCAAUUCGCGAACGGUCCGACACCGUCGCCCAAGAGACUAUUUCACAAAAGCUCAAAGGGAUCACUAAAAGAUCUUGCAGCGGGAUCUCUUCGUGUCGCUGCUGAGCUGCGCCUACCCAACCCAUCUAUCCUCACCUGCAAUGAGCCCAUCCCCAUGCGUAUACUGGUCAAAAAGUUGUCCGAAUCAUUCGAGACGGUCUUUCUGCAGAUGCUACAGAUCGAAUUAAUCUCCUAUACUCAUAUUCAGGCGCAUGAUCUCAAACGAAUGGAAACCGGCUCCUGGGUAGUCAUGAGUCGAAGCAACAUGGCAAUGCCUCUUGGGAGGGGUGGUGACCCGGCGGGUACCGAAUGGACGAUUGAUCCUAACUUGUGGAAUCGCUUACCUCUGCCUCCUUCUGUUGCUCCGUCUUUUCAAACAUGCAAUAUCUCAAGAAACUACGAGUUAGAGGUACGCGUCGGGCUUGCCCAUGGCACCGUAGGGAACCUGAAAUCACAAUUGAUUAUUCUUCCAUUGAGGGUGCCUGUUCGAGUGUACUCCGGAAUCACCCCGCCACCAGCAUUGUUAGAGGCAAUGGCGGCGAAUACGCAAGAUAAGCCUAAGCGUCCUGUACACACGCCAAGCUGGCCGCAGGCACAGGGGACCGAACGACCUCCAAUGCCCCCAAGGCCGACUGUGCCUCCGCCAGCUGUCAGUCCAGACGACUUCCAUGACGAUGCUCCUCCGAGUUACGAGGAUGCGAUGGCUGAAACCCUCAGUCCCUUGGAAGGCCCUCGCCGCGAGUAUUACCCACCAGAUGUCUCUUCUUCUAGAUCUUCCGUUGAACCCGGAGCUGAUGCAAGGUCACCAGUGGGUGAUGGCCCUAAAACGUCCGGCGGAAUCUAUAGCAAUCAAGGAGCGAACUCAUCCUCGGAAUCCUUUGAUAUGCUCCCUUCAACUCCACCAGAAUCUCGGUCAGGAUCACCUCUAGGGUCCCCUGUCGCCCGGCAGCAGAGCGUUCUCAAGAUACACAAGUCCCCACUUCCAGUGGAAGACAGCCCUCCAAAAUACCAACUGGUAGCUGAGAAUCCACAACCAGCCCCGGCCCAGGAAACACCAAGACCGCCACGCCCAAUGAACCUUGGAGUACCGAGCAGGAAACCAGUGCCUAGUCCGAGCCGAGCUAACCCGCAGCCGAAGCCGUGA